AGUCCUUCUUAGCGGCAAAAUAUGCGUUAUUGGGCUAGGCCCAUUUAUAAACGACGCCGUUUACACAGUCUAGAAACUCAACAUCGUCGUUUCUCUCCCGGCGACUUUAUCGCCGUCUUUUUCUUCUUUAAACUCUCUGGCUAAUUUCGUUUUGCUUUGAGCUUGUGAGCUACUUCUGAUUCCGGCCAUCACGCAGCUUCAGAAAGUUUCUGUUUUUAAAUCAAAGAAAUGAAGAAGAAGAUGAUAGCCAUUGGUUUCGAAGGAUCAGCUAACAAGAUUGGAGUUGGAAUUGUGACUUUAGACGGUACUAUCUUAGCAAAUCCUCGGCAUACGUAUAUAACACCACCUGGUCAUGGUUUUCUUCCUAGAGAGACUGCACAUCACCAUCUUGACCAUGUUCUUCCUUUAGUCAAAUCAGCUUUAGAGACUUCUCAAGUUACUCCUGAAGAAAUCGACUGUAUUUGUUAUACGAAAGGUCCCGGGAUGGGAGCGCCGUUGCAGGUUUCAGCCAUUGUUGUUAGAGUAUUGUCACAGCUUUGGAAAAAGCCAAUUGUUGCUGUGAAUCAUUGUGUGGCUCACAUUGAGAUGGGGAGAGUAGUUACUGGAGCUGAUGAUCCUGUUGUGUUGUAUGUGAGUGGUGGUAACACUCAGGUGAUUGCUUAUAGUGAAGGUAGGUACCGGAUUUUUGGUGAGACUAUUGAUAUUGCUGUUGGUAAUUGUUUGGAUCGGUUUGCUAGAGUCUUGAAGCUUUCUAAUGAUCCAAGCCCUGGUUAUAACAUUGAACAGCUUGCUAAGAAAGGAGAAAACUUUAUUGAUCUUCCGUAUGCUGUUAAAGGUAUGGAUGUAUCGUUCAGCGGAAUCUUGAGUUAUAUCGAAACUACUGCAGAGGAGAAGCUCAAGAAUAACGAGUGUACACCAGCAGACUUGUGUUAUUCCCUUCAAGAGACGGUGUUUGCGAUGUUGGUUGAGAUCACAGAAAGAGCGAUGGCGCAUUGUGACAAGAAAGACGUUUUGAUAGUUGGCGGUGUUGGGUGUAACGAGCGUUUGCAGGAAAUGAUGAGGACUAUGUGCUCAGAACGUGAUGGUAAGCUGUUUGCAACAGAUGACCGUUACUGCAUCGAUAAUGGAGCUAUGAUCGCUUACACAGGUCUACUCGCGUUUGUUAAUGGUAUUGAAACACCGAUCGAAGACUCUACCUUUACACAACGAUUUCGCACAGACGAGGUUCAUGCGGUGUGGCGAGAGAAAGAAGCUGUACUACUUGGGGAUAAGAAAGUUGCAGCGAAUUGAGUCUGUCCCCAUUUUUGUUCAUUUUUCAUCAAAUUUGAGAUUGAAUCUCUCUCUACUCGAUAAAUUGGUUUUUGCUAAGUAGUUAAGACUUUUAAAUGUGUUUUAUUAGCCAAAUUAUAUGAUUGAUAUCUUUUGGUUUGAAUGUAAUAACACUUUCAAAUUUCAAAGUGAGCUUUGUAAAAAGUUCAAAUGUUUCUUGUGUUGCAUUUCGCUAUUUGUUUUAUUGCUUUAAUAAAAAUAUGAUAUCUCAAA
Molecule: messenger RNA, 1542 nt
Organism: Arabidopsis thaliana (thale cress)
Lineage: Eukaryota; Viridiplantae; Streptophyta; Magnoliopsida; Brassicales; Brassicaceae
Product: Actin-like ATPase superfamily protein
Exons: 4
Coding region: 229-1290 (353 amino acids)
Biological process (GO): tRNA threonylcarbamoyladenosine modification
Cellular component (GO): cytoplasm; EKC/KEOPS complex; nucleus
Molecular function (GO): acyltransferase activity, transferring groups other than amino-acyl groups; tRNA N(6)-L-threonylcarbamoyladenine synthase activity
Source: RefSeq, marked reviewed